GAAACCUCAUGCUCCCCACCUGCUUCUGUCCCUUUGUCCCAAUAACCAGACCACUCACAUUGGUUGUUUCGGCUAGCCUGCACUCCAAUUUCGUGUUCGUGGCGAACCUGACCCCAGCUAGUUCCCGCAGACUAUGGCGUCAGGGCUUAGCUCUUCGAAAAUCACCGUGUAGCGUACAGGCUAUUGUUCCAACUGACAAGCAUUCACGUGAACAGCUUUAGAAACACCUGGUACAAUAGCCUGGAACUGCUGAAAACGCAACUUUAGUCAGCGCUUCACCAUCCGAUUCUCGCAUUCGCGAGGCGGAUCGACCCACCACGAUGGAUCGGUCCGUGAGCGCGAGGCGGAAGGCGGAAGCGCCGAUUCCGGCGGCGCAGGAAGGGUUCUGGUCGAGCUUCGUGAAGAGGGUGGCGGACUUCGUGCUCGAGGACGACAUUCCGUCGUCGCGCGUCGCCACCCCGCGACAGCAGCAGUCGCCGACGCUCAAUGCGGAGGAUCUUCUGGGGAAGCCAGUUGCCGCCAGCCAUGUCUCCAGCAGCCCGCGGAAGGGCAGCGCCAAGCCAAGCCCCAAGACAAGCCCCUCGCAGACACAGCCUGGAGCCAGUGAACCCGCAGGAGGCUCAAAGCCGACGCAGGCACGGAACAAUGGAACCGCGAGAUCUUCUGCGGCUGCAGGUGCAACCAGAUCAACGGCUGCAGGCGCAGCUGGAUCAACGGCUGGAUCAACGGCUGCAGGCGGAACUGGAGGAGCCAAGCGGGCUGCAGCGGGUUCGAAGGCAGCAGGUGCAGGAGGAGGCGGUGGAGGUGCAAAGGGUGGUGGUGGUGGUGGCGGUUUUGUUCAGGGAGGGCUGGACGCCAUUAUCAACUCGAUCUCCCUGCUGGGUGACACUCUUGGCACUGCUCUCGACGAAGGCAUUGGCAAAGUGGUACAGGUCGCUGUGGAGGAUCACCCUGCCCCCAGGAGAACCCCAGCUGCUGCCUCCAAGCCUGGGCCGUCUGGCAGGCUCUCAGUAUCGAGAGCGCCGAGCCGAGAGGGACGGACCAGGCUCGUGCAAACGGGUGGGGCUGACAGGGCUUCUGGUUCUGCCACGGGGUCAGUAGGAGGAGCAACAGCAGCAGCAGCAGCAGAAACUUCAGAGGCAGCAUCAAAAGCAGCAGCAGCAGCCACAACAGCAGUGCGUUCAGAAACAGGGGGGGUGUUUGCAGGGGAAGCAGCGUUACCCGCAGCUAGAGCAACAGCUGGGGUCACAGCGCGGGCCAUGGCAACGGAAACAGGUGCAGUGACGCCCACAGCAGCAGCAGCAGCAGCAGCAGCAGCACCAGCAGCAGCACCAGCAGCAGCACCAGCAGCAGCAGCAGCAGCAGCAGCAGCACCAGCAGCAACAGCAGCAGCAGCAGCACCACCACCAGCACCACCAGCACCACCAGUAACGGUUCCAGACUUGGACUGGAGUAGUGGUAUGGGUCAGGGGCCGGCUGGGAGCGUGCCUGUAGAGCAGCGGAUGCAGGGGCGAGAGGGGGCGGCACAGCAUGUGGGAGGUGAUGCUUCGCUCAUCUCUCCUGCUUCCCUCGUCUCCCCUAGUUCCCUUGCUUCUCCUGCAUCUAUCGCUGCACAACCCGACGAGCCCCUUGCGUCUCCUCCCCCUCAAGCUCCCGGUCACGUGUCCGCUGGCCCAGCUGCCACGUCAGCCGCCACAUCAGGUGCUGCGCUGGCAGCUGAAGAUGAUCUGCUAGAGCGGCUGCCGAAGACGAGGGAGAUGCUUGGAGGGGGAGAGGAGGGGAUGAGGCGGGCGAGUGAAACGGCGGUGCACGUGCCCAAGGAGACCCAGCUAGUGGCGUCCAGAAAUGUGGCAACGGCCAUGGCCAUGCGAGCAAAGCAGCUGCAAGCGGACCUCAAGGCAGCAAGGCGAGACGCGAUGGAUGCUCGAGAGAGGUGCAGAGCGGCAGAGGAGGAGAAUGAGCGGCUCAGAGCGGCGCUGGCUGCUGCAGAGGCGGAGAGGGGGCGAGGGAAGGGGGAUGAAGGUGGAGGGGAGGGGGAGAUGGAGGGAGAGGGAGGGGUGCACACGCAUCACCAUCAUCACCACUCCGAACUGGAGGACAUGCUGCACCAGCAGCUGGACGUGUUACUACAGGAGAAGGCGCAGCUGGUGAAGAGCAAGGCGGCGGGGGAGCGGGAGAACGACAUGCUGCACCAGCUGCUGGUGUACUACGAGCACAUGUACCUCCGGGACACCGGCAUGGCGGGGGGGUAUGCUGUGCUCAUGGAUGGCCAUGGGCGCAUCGCGUUCAAGGAUGGACAUGUGGAGGAUGGGCAUGGUACCGUGGAGGAUGGGCAUGGCACUGUGGAGGAUGGGCACUUGCAACCGGUGGAUGCCUGCCUUAUUCCUGACUCUGCUGCGGAUGCUCCUGUUACUGGUGCUGCCGAUGCUGCUGCGGAUGCUCCUAUUCUUGGUGCUGCCGGUGCUGCUGUGGAUGCCCCUGUUACUGGUGCUGCUGGUGCUGCUGCUGAUUCUCCUGCUACUGGUGCUGCUGUUGCGGAUGAAGCUGUCUCUGGUGCUGAUAUCACUGCUGACAAUAGUGUUGGCACUGCUGCUUCUGGCGCUACCAAUGAUGUAUGCAAUUCAGGUGUUGGUGGUGCUGCCACUGCUUGUGCGAAUGGGGAGUCUAGAACUGAGCUUCUUGGGGAUGGGGAGGGUGAGAGCAGAUCCCAUGCUAGUGAGGAGGCAGAGGGGCACUCUGACGGGUGGCAGGAGGAGAAAAAUGGGGGGGGGCAGAAGAAGACUGGCGAUGACCAUGAAGAGGUGUCGGCUUUGCAGCAGCGGGUGGCAGAUUCAUGCUCCUCAGAGGAGCUUACGGCGGAUGGAAGGGCUUGUUGUGAAGAGGCUAAGGUGGUAGAUGCAAGUGGUGAUGCGGCGAAGGCAAAUGGCGCAGUCUCCGAGGGAUUGAAAGAUGAGAGAAGAGGUGCAGAGAAUGGGUGUGCAGGGAAAUCUAUUGACGACCGAAUUGCUUCCAAUAUUUAUGCUGGUAGCUGAGGCAUGGGGUUUGCUAUAUAUUAGAUGGUAGUAUUUGAUUUGCCUGACAAAAGUACUGUACGAAGAACAAUGGUAGGCCCCACCGCAGGAAAUGCUCAAUCCGGGAGGAAGGCUAGGCAUAUGGAUUUGACAAUGUAUGUACGGAGUUGGCUUUGUAAUCACUAAAAUUGAAUUGAAUAGGAGAGGUCGAAUUAAAAAAUAUUUGUAGA
Messenger RNA from Closterium sp. NIES-67, 3241 nucleotides. The record is from the annotation of a GenBank genome assembly. Lineage: Eukaryota; Viridiplantae; Streptophyta; Zygnematophyceae; Desmidiales; Closteriaceae.